This is a messenger RNA of Aplysia californica (California sea hare), 1723 nucleotides long. RefSeq names its product cyclin-dependent kinase 2-interacting protein. The transcript is spliced from 5 exons. Bases 17 to 820 code for a protein of 267 amino acids. The record is from RefSeq and is a predicted model, not a curated record. NCBI's taxonomy places the organism in Eukaryota, Metazoa, Mollusca, Gastropoda, Aplysiida, Aplysiidae.
ACUAUCUACAGGAAGUAUGAAAGGUGAAAUGAAAAUGAAAGCGGAAACCCCUGUAGAAGAAACGAAAGUUGAAAGUCGCACAAGCGAGUAUUGUUUCCAUGAUUUUGUCUCAUCGAAUUGGUACACUAUGGCAACUCCUAAAAGCAAGGACUCAAAAGAGGCCCUAAGUCAAAGUAGCACUUCAGGGUCCUCAAGCCUUAUCAGCCCCUUUUCUUCACCUGUUGCACAAGUGAAGCAUCACGGAGCAGGGAACCUGACUGGUGACCUCAGGAAAGUCAAGGACACUGCUGCAGAUUUUCACAACCUGACAAUGAAAUGGAAUGCUUUGAACUCGCAAGGGAUGGACAUCGUUACAAGAAUUGCGAACAUCAAAAUUGAAAAAGUGUUCAACGUACAAGACUUGAGUGAAGACAGCCAACAGACACAGCAGCUUCCGCCAGAGCUGAACCCAUUAUGUGACUUGCUGAGUGGUGUUGUGGAUGCCAUGGAGAAAAUAGAAGUGAAACUGAGAAGCAAAGUGGAAAUGAUGGAGGGCCUCAUUGCGCUGAAACAGUUUCAGAAGCUCAAGUCAGAGUCGGAGAGUCCUGUGCUCUUUGUGACCAUGACGUUGCAAGAUGUUGCUUGCACAGUACGAAGCGUCUACGAGAUGUACAGCAAAGAGCUCCACUUCAAGAGACAGCUGUGCGGUCAGAUCGCUCAUGCGGGGACCAGAGACACCAUGAUGUUUUAUUCUGUCAGUUGGAUGCACCAACCCUACAUCGACUGUGUGGCCCAAGAUUUUCUCAGGGCUCUGCUCAAAGAAACUGGCCAUGUGAAAUGAGGUCCUACAUGUUUGUGAGAUUUUGAGGAAAGCAGCUCGGUGCAUUGCCAUUCCUAUCUAUGGCUCCCUCUAAGACUUGUUUAGGGCCUUACCUGAAGUUACUAGUCAUGUGAAAUGAGGUCCGAUACGUUUGUGAGAUUUCGAGGAAAGCAACUCAGUGCAUUGUCGUUCCUAUUGCUCCUCCCAAGACUUGCUCAGUGCCUUGCCUAAAGAAACUGGUUUUUUGAAAUGAGGUCUGACAGCCUAUGAUGUAUCUUGAGGAAAGCAGCUGUGUGCGAUUGAAAGAGGUGGGGAUCAACUAGUGUCAGAGGUAUAAGUAGAGUGAAAAAAGACUGCAAAAUUUGGUGACUUUCUUAGCUUUAGUGUCCUGGAAACGAAAUUAUUUUUUUUCUCCCCUUUUGAUCACUGCUCAGUAAAAUGUAAAAUCCACUCAGAAUUGUUGUUUUAAGUGGAAAUAAAAGGUGCUGACACCCCCCUCCCACCAAAUUGGACAAAAACUGCCGAACUGGCGGAAAAAUGUUUUCUUUAAUUUUAUUAUUUUGGUGACACCUCAUUUCACCACAAUACCACUCAUAUAAUUUUGGGAUGUAAAAAAAUGUUCCUUUCUUUAAUUAAUUUCAUUAUUUUGAUGAGUGCCUUUUCUUCACCACAUUGCCAUACAUACAAUUCUGGGAUAUUUCAAAUCAAAGACUUGUUAUCAGUGUUUUACUUUGUUGACCCAAAUUCAUCUAACAACCAAUUUUAAGAUGCUGUCAGAUAUAAAGUUGGCUUAUUUUAGAUCUAAGGACUGUCAUGAGUGUUCUGCUUUGUUGACAGAUGUUCAAUCUGAAAAUAACAACUUUCCUCUAUUCUUGAACGACUUCAAUAAAAAUAAAAUUACUGGAACAAGAUCCUUUUGAAUUU